Molecule: messenger RNA, 2475 nt
Organism: Cydia pomonella (codling moth)
Lineage: Eukaryota; Metazoa; Arthropoda; Insecta; Lepidoptera; Tortricidae
Product: low molecular mass lipoprotein 4-like
Exons: 1
Coding region: 368-1624 (418 amino acids)
Cellular component (GO): extracellular region
Source: RefSeq, a predicted model, not a curated record
CGUUAGGUUGGGUUAGAUUAGACCUUAAGCUUUUUAUAGGUAACAUAGUCACAAGUCAAACUGCAUCUAUUUCUUACAAAUAUACAAGUUAUUAUGCAAUUAUUGUUUUUACGCAAUAUACAGGAAACCUUGUGGUUCGAUAACUUGAGGUCGAUGUGGUUUUUGCCGAAAUGAUAAGUAUGGGAAACUGAUAACAAAAAUAAUCAGUAUGUUGUACUACUAAAUAUAUAUAAAUGUCAAGUUAUCUGCAUUACACAUUACUUCAAUGUAGUAUGUCAUCGCUCCAACUUUGCUUGCCUUUAAACAAAUUGAAUAAGCUGAACACUAUUAUUUCUUCUUAUUAUAAUCUAACAAAAUCCAAAAAAGGAUGCAUUCAAUCACAGUUUGGAAAUUGGCGCGACGGCCAAACUACAACACUAACAUCAACCACAUAUACCCGUACUCAGAGGUGCCCUACAUCGGUGAAUACAAUCUAAUCAGACUACCGCUAUCUUCGACCAAUCUGAUCGACCAUGUGGAUUAUUGGGGCGAAGGCAAAAUCGAGUCUGAAGCGGGUGUCAGCGGCUUCGCAAACUGCUACAACGUGAACCAUCAGUAUCAGCUUGUCAGCAACGGACCGGACACCAACAGGAAAAUACCCAAUCGCAUCCCUGUCAUCAGCUACACCAACUGCAACACUGCUAGCUAUAUUAAAGAUAACAGCGUAAAGCUGGUCACUCUAAUGGGUGCUCCCAUAAACAAAAGCUGCGCUAAGGAUAUUGCAAGAAUGGUUAAUUUUGACACUGGCAGCGUCGUAGUAUUUGGAUUUGAAAAUACGCAAGCAGAUAUUAAAAAUCUUAAUGAAGAAUUACAUGUGAAAGGGCUUCUUUAUUGUCAUGGUUACCAACUUCCAGAAAGGCUACAAGGCUUGACACUCUUCGGAGACAACAGCCAUAGAGCGUACACUAAUUUAUCUGAAAUGGGCGAACAGUUACGUAAAAGAGUUGUAGCAGGUAAUUACGACAGUGCAGUGAAUCUCAGUUUAACUUUGGAUGGAAGUGGUAAUGGAUCUGCCAUAUCCGACGUCGUACGGAAAUUAUUAGAGAACGGAGUUAAAAACACAAUGGAGUUUGCUUAUAAGCUUUGGAACAGUUCUAAUGAUAUUGUUAUUAACUGCUUUCCGAUAACCUUCAAAUUAAUCUUCAAAAGUAGUUUCGUUAAAAUAAUGGGCAAGAAGAACUUUAAAGCUGUCAAAUUAAAUGCUAAGAGCGACAAGACUUUUGCGUGGUGCGAUAGCAAGGAUAAUAACAGCAGUGUAGUUCGUUGGGAACUAUAUCCGAUUUGGGAACACGACAAACUCUUUUUCAAAAUCAAGAACACAGAGGAAAACUUAUUUCUUAAGAUAGACGACAACGAAGAAAAUGGGAACAGAAAGAUUUGGGGCUCAGAAGUUUCCAAUGGUCUGCAAUAUCAAUGGGCACUGGAACCUUUUAAGGUUGAUGAUGAUUUGCUGUUUCACAUCGUCGACCGUAAAUUUAACUAUAAGUGGAAAGCGGAUAUAAGUCCAGAGUCUUACCUCUAUGGUAGUGCAGACGACAAAGAUUUGGACGAUUUUAAAUGGUUCAUAGCUCCAUGGCAACAAUGAUAAAUCAUUAUUUAAUAAAGUAAACGUGUAAGGAGAUUAAAUAACAUAUUGGUUAAAUAUAUGUAUGUGUGAAAUUGCUAAUUGAAAUUUCCUAAGCUGUUAUGAUUGUAUUAAAAAUAUAGACAUGCUGUUUAUUGCUAUUUUUAGAAAUUUCUAUUUAAAUGACACUAUUAACCAUUAAUCGAGCAUGAAAACUUCAAAUUGAGACUUAAGUGAAUAUAGAAACGGAAGUUGGUAUAAUCCUUAUUAGCUAAAUCAACAUCGUAGCGAUGUAAACUGCUAAAUAAUUCAUAAAGCGGGCAUCGCCCGGCAAAUCACCCGCUUUCUUUAAAAUGUUUACGAAUCUGUCAAUUCAGUAGCAAGGCGCGAUAUGGUAUUUGAUUUUAGCUCGCUGAUUAUUUUCAUUAAUAUAAAUACAGCUUUUAAUGAAGUUAAUUAAGUAGUAGUAAAAUUAACUUUAUAAGAGGAAUGAAAGAGGAUCGGGCUGCCAAAAGGACGUUCAUGGGAAGACCGACUGGUGGCCGCCCGGUGGGUCGGCCAAGAUACCGCUGGGGAUACAAAGUUGAAGCGAAUCUGCGGCAGCGUCAAGCCGAUUAUUGGCAGGAAACGGCGCAGGAUCGGGAAACGUGGCGUGCUCUUGUUUAGGAGGCCAAUACCAAAAUAUAAAAACUAUAUAUAUCUAAAAAACAAUAAAAAUUCAGAAAUGUGUUCUACAAAAAGUCUACUUUUUUACAAGUCAAUACAACAUUGUCAGUAACGUCAUAGUGUCAUGAAAAAUAGUUACAUAGCCAUUUAUAAAUAAAUACAAUAACCAAUACCUGGGUAAACAUUACAUUACAAUAAUCUUAAAA